CCUACCUCCUUUCCUGCUUGCUCCCUUACAGCUCGAGAAGAGGACCUAUGGCCUGGGAAGACACAUACCUGCUACCCCCGAUCCUGCUGGUGCUCCUGGCCUCAGGCUCCUGGGCAGAGUUACUUCACACAGUGGAAGGCCAGACAACUUUUGUGAAAUGCCAGUAUAAUAGCAACCAACACUCCAAGGAGAAGAUUUGGUGUCAGCAAACAUCAACAGAACGUUGUAAAGUGUUAGUGUCCAGUCUCAGCACAGAUACUCAGCAGCCAAAAUUCUCCAUCCGGGACCAUCCUGACUCUCGCUUCUUCACUGUCACCAUGACUGCACUCACGGUGAGAGACUCGGGUGUCUAUUCCUGUGAGAUUCCUGGAAAUGACAGAGCAACCAUUAUCCUCAAAAGAAUCUUCCUGGCGGUGUCAGAAGAAGUGUCCACACUAAUGCAGAGCUAUACUGAAAAGGAGCAAGCUGAGCAAGGAAAAAUACUAAAUGAACAGUUUGAGGAAAAAGGAGACACCAGGAGAGAGCUCAGCUGGCAUUUCAGGCUGCAGAGCACAAGCUGUGAGAGGGGAGAGGGAGCUGGGUCAGAUUCUUCAGAUACAUAUGAUUAUGGCAUCAGAACUUUUAUAUACCUAACUAAAGAUCCCAUCCUGAUUACCUCAAAAUACCUGCACAGAGACUGGACUAUGACCCAAUCCACAGCUCUUGUCUCUUCUCCUGACCCUGGAGUCACCUUCUCAAAUGUGACAAAUAUUCCCAGGGUCUCCAUAUCCAGCAUCAUGGUCCCCAUGGUCUGUGGACUCCUCAGUAAGACCCUUAUCUUCACUGUCUUGUUUGCUGUCACAUGGAGGUCAUUUGGAGGACAGACCAUGAAGCCACACAACAGUGGCCUUUGAUUUUAAGCCAUGUCAUUCUC
This is a messenger RNA of Arvicola amphibius (Eurasian water vole), 913 nucleotides long. Its product is annotated as triggering receptor expressed on myeloid cells 1-like. The coding region runs from base 48 to 893 and encodes 281 amino acids. Gene Ontology annotation, cellular component: cell surface. Gene Ontology annotation, molecular function: signaling receptor activity. The record is from RefSeq and is a predicted model, not a curated record. Lineage: Eukaryota; Metazoa; Chordata; Mammalia; Rodentia; Cricetidae. The transcript is spliced from 6 exons.